ACAGAAGCAUUCGGCAAGCGGCUGCCUGCGGAUAACGGGACCACCGAGCUCAGCCCGGGGUUGGGACAGGGAUUUUCCCUCCCUGGGACAGGUGACACUGCAGCCCCGGGGUGCUGGGACAGGUGACAGGGUGGGGACAGCCCCAUGAAGCUCCUCCAAGCUGGGACACACGGCACCGAGCUGAGCCACAGCCGCUACCCCCGCGGCCGGGAGCGUUUUGCCGAGACCGGGCAUUGCCGGGGGGCACGGAUGCUGACGAUGCCGUGCGGAGCCUGCGGCCCGGCAGUGCUGGCUCUGAUGUCCCUGUCCCUCGGCUUCGCAGCCGAGGAGCUGCUGUGUGCCUGUGAUGUGCCCCACUGCAGUCUGCCCACCUGCACGGGGAAAAUCUGCUUCGUCAGCAAGAGGAAGGAGGAGGGGACCAUCACCCAGCACCGGGGCUGCUUCUCCCAACACAUCCUGGAAAACUGUCAGACACCUGUGACGGAGCAGUAUGGGAUGAAAUGCUGCAACUCCAGCAUGUGCAAUGCCGAGCUGGAGAUCUUCCUGCAAGGAGAAGAGGCCCUGGGAAAGGUGCCUUCCAUGCCCAACCUCCUCUUGAUGAUCUUCGUCCCCUUGCUCACCCUCCUCAUCCUCGCCGCGCUCACAGGGCUCUUCUGCUGGAAGGUGACCCAGCAGCGGCACAAGAAAAGUGACCUGGGGGACAUGGACCUCAUGCUGAAGGCAUCCAUGGUGGGAGACAGCACCAUGGAGGACCUGCUGAAUGAUGACUGCACGACGGGCAGCGGCUCGGGGUUGCCCUUCCUGGUCCAACGCACGGUGGCUCGACAGAUCACCCUGGUGGAGUGUGUGGGCAAGGGACGCUACGGGGAGGUGUGGAGAGGUGUGUGGCACGGGGAGAGCGUGGCCGUGAAGAUCUUCUCCUCCCGGGAUGAGCAGUCCUGGUUCCGUGAGACAGAGAUCUACAACACGGUCCUCCUGAGGCACGACAACAUUCUGGGUUUCAUUGCCUCUGACAUGACAUCGAGGAACUCCAGCACCCAGCUCUGGCUCAUCACCCACUACCACGAGAACGGGUCCCUCUACGACUACCUGCAGAGGACAGCCCUGGAUGUGGAAACCUGCCUGGGUUUGGCCUCCUCCAUCAUCUGUGGCCUUGUCCAUCUCCACGUGGAGAUCUUUGGCACCCAGGGCAAGCCUGCAAUCGCCCACCGUGAUCUGAAGAGCAGGAACAUCCUGGUGAAGAGCAACAGACAGUGCUGCAUCGCUGACCUGGGGCUGGCUGUCAUGCACUCCCAAGGCAGCGACUACCUGGACAUAGGGAACAACCCCCGGGUGGGCACCAAGCGCUACAUGGCCCCCGAGGUGCUGAGCGAGCAGAUCCGCACCGACUGCUUCGAGUCCUACAAGAAGACAGACAUCUGGGCUUUUGGGCUGGUGCUCUGGGAGAUCACCCGCAGGACAGUGGUCAACGGCAUCGUGGAGGAGUACCGCCCGCCCUUCUUUGAUGUUGUGCCCAGCGACCCCAGCUUCGAGGACAUGAAGAAGGUUGUGUGCAUCGACAUGCAGACCCCCAGCAUCCCAAACCGUCUCUUCUCGGACUCGGUGAUGUCGGCGCUGGCAAAGAUCAUGAAGGAGUGCUGGUACCAGAGCCCCUCGGCCCGCCUCACCGCCCUGAGGAUUAAAAAGACUCUGAAGAAGCUGAACAAUUCCCUGGAAAAGCCCAAACCGGAGCAGUGAACACCGGGAAUACCGGGAAUGUGCCCGACCCGCUGAGAGCUGCCCCGGGGAUGGGGGUGAAGUCAACACCGGGAUGGCUGCUGGUCAUGGUGGGAGCAGCCCCCACCUUGCCCACCCACCCAGGGAGCCUUAGCAAGGAGGGAACAAAGCAGGAAAAAAAACAGAAAAAAAAAAAAAAAGAAAAAGAAAAAAGAAAAAAGAAAAAGAAAAAAGAAAGGAAUCUUCCAGCCCGGUUACAAAAAUACCCUCGGGAUCCGACACCCGACGCCGGCCCGGCGGGGAUGGGCCCACCCUGAGCACACCCCCAGGGCCAAGGAGGAAGCUGGAAGCAGCUCUGGCAUCCUAUCCAUCCAUCCACAGCCCCCCCACCCACCCACUCGGGCACCCACGCCACGCUUGGUACCCCCAGGCAACGGGGGGUGCCCAAACCCGCCCGCCCGGUGCAGCCCCGGGGAUGCUCGGCGGCAGGUUGAGGAAUUCCCCGGCAGCUCCGGCACAGCUCCUGCCGCAGGAGGUUUGGAUCCGGGCUGGGAAAAGGCUGAGCCGGGAGCCCCAGUUGGGUGGGAUCCACACCCGAGCACCCCCCGGGGCUCCCGAGCACCCCCCGGGCUGCAGGGACCCCCAGGAGCCUCUUGGUCUUUGCCAAAGUUUCGGUGGUUUUGUUGUGUUUUGGUGGUUUUUGGGGUUUUUUGGGUAUUUUUGUCGCGUUUUGGUGCACCUCGUGGCCAGCUCCAGCCCCCCCAUCCCAAAAUUCCCCCCGUUUUCCAAGGGCUGUUCAGCAGAACCAGCUUUGCGCCCUCCCGCAGAAUUAUUUAAUGAUUAAGAUUUAAUAUAUUUAAUAAAGUGUAAAGCUCUUUUAUCACUCCA
Molecule: messenger RNA, 2604 nt
Organism: Calypte anna (Anna's hummingbird)
Lineage: Eukaryota; Metazoa; Chordata; Aves; Apodiformes; Trochilidae
Gene: ACVRL1
Product: activin A receptor like type 1
Exons: 10
Coding region: 145-1737 (530 amino acids)
Biological process (GO): cellular response to growth factor stimulus; transforming growth factor beta receptor signaling pathway; protein phosphorylation
Cellular component (GO): BMP receptor complex; plasma membrane
Molecular function (GO): ATP binding; SMAD binding; transforming growth factor beta receptor activity, type I
Source: RefSeq, a predicted model, not a curated record